UGUGUGUGUGUGUGUGUGUGUGUGUGUGUGUGCGCGACCGCGUGUGUGUGUGUGUGCUCACCAAUUUAUCGGUUCCUGUCUAGUAUUUCAUUCCGCGUGCGAGACACGUUGAACUCGCGUUUGCAAAGUUCACGGUGGUGUGGGAAAGCGGUGCGGGUUCUGAGCAGGAAAAUCGCGUGCUUUUUCGCGUUUCGCAUUCCGCGAUUCGAUUUAUUUCGGUUUCUGCUGGUCGGAGCGAAAGGUUAGCGAAGGGUGCCACCUUCAGGGAACACUAUUUUUAGAAUAUUUUCUUUAGCUUUGGAACAUCAAACAACCUUCCCUCGAGCAGCAGCAGCAGCACACAGAGAAACUCUAGGGAAGUCCAGCUCCAGUUCCUCCAGUGUCCGUGCUGAGGCCCCGGGAACGUGCAUCGCAUGUCGCUCGAAACGAAUUCGAACUCGGUUAAACGGUUUGUGUGCGCAAACCGUUUGGGGCUACGUGAAAUCGUGAAAAGAAAACGUUUGCCACCGCGUAUUUCUCGUUUACGGAUAAAUCAAUAAACCGGUCAUCGGGGAGCCGGGCAAGGCGCCACCGAGUGGCCCAAGGUGUGCGGUGCCUUUCGCUAGUUUGCACUCGAAUUCGCACCGGCACGGUCACGUUCGGGUUUUCGGGGCUGGCAGUCCGGCAAACCAGGUGAGCCGGUGCAUAUCGAGCCGGCCUGUUAACGGUCACGGUCGAGGAUAAAUGUUUCUUUCAUUUCUUUCGCUUGUUGGUGUAUGUUUGGAUAGCCUGUAGCUGGAGUUUAGAAUUAGAAUUUUCUCGUUCUCUUUCAUGUUAUUUAUGCUUCUUUGUAUUGCUAUUGCAUCAGAGAAUUUAUUUAGAAAAAAAUCAUUCCGUUGCUAACUGUUUAGUAACCAAUGUUUAGUAGUUAGUUGUAAAUAGUAGAUAAACUCAUCAACCAUUUUUAAAUAUUUAAAAAAACAAACCGUAACAAAACAGUAUAAUGAACCACUUCUCACAAACAGUUGUGUUGUGGUCGCCGUUGUGGUAAAACCAACAGCUACUACGAUGUAACGAGAAAACAUGUUACUCACCGCAGAACCGCAGGAGUUGCAUGUUAAAGUAGACUCUCACUCACUCGCUCACCACAAAUCAUGUCAUCCGCGCUCUUCCCCUUCCUUUUAUGCUGCGCUCUUUUUUCAAUUAAUCUCUUUUCCACUUAUUCCAUGUUUUGCAUUGUUGCAUCGGUCCCGGUCUGCCCUGCCCUCCACAGAUGGUAAUCAGGACAGCGCCGGUGGCAGCAAACCGGCAGCAGCGAUCCACCAUCACCAGCACCUUCAGCACGUCCAACAGUCACAGCAGGAGGCAACGCUCGUCGUACCGCUCGGUACCAACGGCGCUGGUAGUGUCGCAGCCAACUCGACCGACAAUCUGCUGCUGGGAGUCGAGGGCCGAUCCGCUGGUGCACCGACGGCGACAGCAGGCACAGGAGCAGGAGUACCGCCGAAUGGACAGAAUGUUGUGUCACCGUCGGUGAUGGCCAAGUUCCUGGAGGACGAGCUAAAGUCGAGCGACGGGUUAUUGCUCGGUAUGUCGUCGAUAAAACACUGUGAUACUUGCGUGUGCACACGAAUCGCCAGUGCCGGUGCCGGUGAGUCGCUGUCGGUGCAUAACAACAAUCGUAGUAGCGGGUCACUGCUGCUGGCCGAUCUGCUCGGUAGCGAGCAGCGGAGCUACAGUGUCGCCACACAAACGCUCAUCCGGGGUGAAACGAACAACUCGCUGUGCUUGCGGUGCAACAGCAACCUCAACUCGCCGUCCCACAACAACAGUCCGUAUAUCAUGAAGCUGAUCAAGUCCAGCGACAGUGUCAUCUCGGAGACGAAGAGCAGCGUCUCGGACUAUCUUACCACGCCGGACAAGGUAUCGCCAAGUGGGGCCGGCGGUGGCGGAGGUGCUUGUGAUGUAAAAACUAACGGUGACAGUGCAGCUAGUGGUGAUGGUGGUUCCAUGGCCAUGGCCGGCCAUGGUGAUGUGCUCAGUAGCACCAGCAGCAGUAAUAACGAUCACUCGGAACCGCGCUCAAUGUUAGUGCCGACGAAGAAAGACGAUCUGAUGGUAAAUCCUAUCCUAGGCCAUCAUCGACUCUCGAUCGAUAGGAAUGCAUCCCUAUCACCGGGUUCGGAGCAUCAGGGAACCGCAAAGGGGGCAACUUAUACCUCUGGGAAGUUUUCCGGUCUUGUGGUAACGAAGAAACCCUCGGUCGCCCCACUGGACACGUUCAAAGCUGCGAAACUAACGUCCGCAUCCGGUGUGACUGCACCACAGACCACACCAACGUCCACAACUUCCACGACAGCUGGUGGUGGUGGUGGUGGUGGUGGUGGUGCUGGCACCGGACAGUCCAAGUUUACGAAUGAUUCACCCUCCUACAUCAUUAAGGAUACGGACCAGAUGAGCGGUCAUCACAUGACACCGAAAUCGUCCUUAGGGGGCCACGGUGCCGGGCUGCAGAGUAAGUUUGGUGGUACGUCCGGUGGAAGUGGUAGUGUUGGGAGUGGCCUAUACCACCAUGCAAUCGGUAGCACCAACAGUCUGUGGAGCCGAACGAGCAGCAAGGAUCCGGAGAAGGACGGUGCCAAGAUGUUCGAGAUCUUUAACCGCAAUCUUAUCAAAACGAUCAAGGCCGAGAAUCCGAAAAUGUCUGGACCACGGAUCUGUGCACUGCGGAUACAGAAUGGUUCGAGUAACAUUCUGUUGGACAAUCUACUCGAUGAUGCGCUAGAAGGGAACGAUUCUAAACCAACAACACCGGUGAUGUAUACACGCCGGGCCAAGUUUCUUGACGAGGAACUCCUGCUAGAUGAUGAUCCUUCGAUCGGGCUGAAUGGAGCCAUCAAAACGACACCGCUUCCAACGGCUACGUCUUCCGACUCGACCGCCAUCACAGCCAGCAGCAAAUCGGUACCGAUCGUGACACCAGCGAAGGGUCCACCGGGUGCUAGCGGAGUGGCCAAUGUUCAGGAUCAGCUGGGCGAACUGGGUGCGACCGGUACCCCUGUCACGAAAUCCACUGCAAGCGCACUACACCGGGUUGAUGAGGGUGGUGGUGGCGGCGAUGGAGCAGUGUCCAAUAAGCAGCAGAGUUGCAAUAUGAGUACCACAACAUCGCCACACUCGUCCGAUCGUUUGUGUACGAUCGGUGAGGAAGUGAGCAAUCUACUGAUCAACACAAAGCUCACCACGUCCGCUAUGACCCCGAAGCCUAGGCCCGACAUCAGUGUCAACAAGCUCGAUGGUAUCGAUGUAACAUCGAAGAAGUCCUGCACCCACUCGAGUUCGAUUUCGAGCGAGAUCGACAUCCAAGAGAGUGCAAUACUUCGCCGUCAGCAGCUGUCCCGGGUAGCGGAGUGGGUCCAGAACAAUUCCAAGCUGGGUAAUCCGAUGGAGAGUAAUACGGAGUCCGAUUCGGAGCCGCUACUUUUAGCAAAUGGACCCCCGGUUGGUGGACAUACGCUUACCGAUAGCCUGAACAACAACAAUGGCAGCAGCACGAUUGGCAGCGUGUUUCCUAUCGCGACCAAGGCCGGUGCUCCCGCAAGAACAGCCUUACCUGGCACUCGCCACAUGAUGCAGAGCUUCCCGCGUACCACGCACAACAACAGCAACAUCAGCAACAUCAUCAUCAGCAGCAGCAGCAGCAGCAGCAUGGCCACUAAUCAACUCAACAACAACCAGAGUGUCACAUCUUUUGCUCAAAUCGGAACCAUCCCGUCCACCACGAUCGGUGGCGGUGGUCUGGACUAUAACUCAAAUGGCACACCGCUGCAAACAACGGCCAGUGGACUGGGUGCGAUCAGAAAGGGAUCCACGUACGGGACUGCCAUGAGGCCACAGUAUCAUCGAGGAGGAAAUAGCGCUGGUUCCCUCACCGAAGCGCUGCUCGACGAAGCGAACAGGAUAGUGCAAGAAGCGGAAUCGAGGCGACGCAUCGAGACGCAGGCAGCAGAGGAUCGAAGAGAUCGGUUGCUCGACUAUGAGGAGGACGAUCGGAACAGUGUUGACCUGGCACAGAUGGAGUACAACGUGAAGCAGUUCCUGCUGAAGCAAAAUGAAUGGUCCACGGUACACACUCGACGUCAAUCCGCGAUUUCGUCCACCUCCAGUGUCCGGGCGGCUGCAGCAACUGGCCCGAGCUUCACUAGUGGCAUCACUAGUGGUCCUCGGAUUUCGGAAGCUCGGGAACCAACCAAGGGAUUGUUCCCUGGGACCGCUGUCCCACAAACGGCGAUCUCAAACCAGUACCAUCAUCGGUCAACCAGCUCCUCCAACAAUAACAACAAUAAUAUGUACCCCAUCAACCCACAUCGAACAGAAACGAAUCUGUAAGCAGGCGCAUGCGCUGUAAAACUUCCAGGUUGCUUCGAUGAUACACAAACACACUUGCAUGCAUAUAUACCGAACGUUGCUUACUAUUUGUUGAUUGCCUAGAUGCUAAGUAUGCGCGCAUCAACCAUCCGAAGAUGAAGAGAUACUAGGAACAAAGCCACAGAAGGCACAGAAGGCACAGGACACAGCAUCGCGCCCAUCCGGGGGCUGUGAACUAUGUGACAAGUCGAACCUGUAACAGAGAAGAAGAAAGAAAAAAUGGAAGGACGGUGGAGAAGGAAAUCAAAGUGCUCAUUUAUGUAUUUAGAUUUAAUCGCCAAAAAGCCAUUUCGCUGUAGCGCAACAACAAAAACAACAAUACACGUCCAACAAAUGCAAACUAGAUCAGAAAAAGGGUGAGAGAGGAGAGAGCUUCACCGACGGUAACCAGUAACCAGGAUUACCAACAGUGAGCGCAAACCAAAAAGUGUGUGUGAAAGAUAGGAUAUAUUUUGAUUUUUUCUUUAAAGUAUUUUUUAAGAUCUAUGGGUGCCAUUUUUUACGCUAGCAUGUAAUUUGAAUUUUUGGAAUCCUUUUUUGAAACCUUACUUUAAGAAACACACUCACACACACACAUACACACUGGUGGCUCUGAGUAGCCCCCAACGAGAACGUGCUAGUUCCAGACACAAAAACCGUAAAGAAAACAAUUUCUCGAGCUCUUGUUUUCUGUUUCUGACCUUAUCGAGCUUCUGUAUUGUAAUUCGCUCAAUAUUGCUAAUCGUUGUUCUUCGAUUUAGUUUUUUUUCCUUAACCUGAUACUAUACUCAGUUAUGUGUCUAUUGUUGUAGUCGACAAUUAUGGGGGAGUGCAUUGUAAGUGCUAGUGAUUAAUGUAAUUGACGCGUGCGUGCAGGGUGCUUGUUGUCAUAGAAUCCCAUAAACACACUCAAACACGAUGCGAUGCGAUGAUAACGAUGAUGUGUAAUAUAGGAAAACCGAUGCCCCGAGUGUCGCACAUAAUGUGACAGACUUGCAGGACAGCAGAAAGCAAGGAAGGUUAACUAUCUUUUGUUGGCCGCUAUAGUUUGUAAUGGAAAAUCGUGUAAUCAUGCCUUUUGCUCCCCCUCCCCGGGUGUUAGCCUAGUAGUAGGAAGUGGAAGCUAACGGGAUGGAUGGAAAAGAUCCUAGCACAACGCCAUAUUCUCGAUUAGAUUCGAUGACUGGUAGCAGCAGUAGUAGACACAGUUCGAUUCGAGCCGUUCAACCAUAUUUAUGCACGGCGCGUAUUGUAUCACUUUAGUGUGUGUGUGUGUGUAUGUGUGCGACAUGUGCGAAAAAGGAAAGCGGAAAAGCCUAGAGCAUCCACUGCUUUGCAUGGUCCCAAGUCCAGAUCAUGCGAGAUAGAAGAGAAGUAGUGCACAGCAGCUAAUUUCAAACAAGAAGAAAAAGGAAACCAAAGGGACACCCCAUCCCUAGAUUGCUACAUUCAGUCUAGUGCAAACGCUUAGUGAUCUCCUGUGCCCUGUAAUGUAUUUGGGGCUGAAGCCAGAAGAGGCAACACCCAACGACGAAGACGACGACGACUGCUAUUCCAAAAACCAAAGGUUUGUAAUAACCUUGUCGCUUGCGUAUGCGUUAACAUUCAUAUCUAAUCGCAUUUAAUGGACUGAAGGCGCCAUUAGAUAAACGGAGCAGAGGUGAAGGCGAAUGAUACUGCAGAGAGAAAGAAAGAGAAAGAGAGAGCGAACGUGCCAUUCCUAUAAUAUACCAAAGUAGAAGAGGUUUUGCGAACGUAAUGUAAUGUUCGCAUGCAAACGGCGAUUCUUGGUUUCGCCCAACGGCUAUCGUAAAUCAUCCUGGUUCAGGUUGGUUCUCAGUACAUUCAUCGAACGCUAUUGCUCCAGUUCUCGCGGAACGCAUACCCACCAUCCCAUAUCAUACGAAGAUAUUACAUUGUCUGAUUUUUGAUGACUUUCUCUUAUGUGAUAUCAUCCCCUACAGCACUAGCGGGCACUAGUUACCGCCUUCACUCACUCACUCAUGUCUACAACUAGCUCGCUAACUCGCACUCAAUAUCGCUUCACUCCACGCACGGAGUAUCCGCCUCGACAGAAAACGUUACCUGCUACAGAGAGAUGCUGCUUAUAUCUAAGUAAAACCCCCAAACCAUACUAGACUAAUCAUUUGCUUCGUCUGUGACCGUGACUCAUCAUUAAUGGCAUUGGAUGCACCGGAAAUGCAUCCACUACUCAUCGACGAUGACGCUGAAAAUGACGACGACGACGACGAUGAGGACGAAGGUAAUCUAUUUACACAUAAAAGCGUCUCUUAAGACCUCUCGAGGUGACUUUCCGGGCUAUCCUUCCCCCCACGACCAUCAGAACCAUCCUCAAUCAUCGCAUACCACGGAUGUCAAUCAUCCCGCUUCGGUUACCUAUUCUUAAACCUCUAUUCUCUGGCUUCCUAAGAGGCCAAAGCAAAAACAAAACAGACGGAAAUUGCUUCUCUCUCACACUGAUUGACUCCUUAUCUCCAGCCACCACCGGUAAUGGCAUACCUUUUUUGUUCAUUGUGUUGUGGAAGGCAAAGAGGAGAGAGCGAGAGGGUGGGAGAAAGGUCCACAUAUUUAUCUACCGAUAUCCGGUCGAUAAGGACAUUCCUCGACCUGUAAAAGCAACGGAUGAUUCACGAAAGACUCGAUGCCCCCUCCCCCGCCCCCUCGCUCCCCUGGUAUCACUGCCAAAUUGAGUUAUGUCUCUUCCAGAUUAUUAUUUCUAAUGCUCAUUCACUCAUCGUCCCAUCCAUUAUCCAUAAAGCCUCAAACUACGCCCAAGAAACGCCGUUACACAUCCUGUUUCUUCCAUUAGAACAGUUCUAAAUUUUUGUCAUCCUGUCCCAACAAAUACAAGUUGUUGUAGUUUGACUUCUUUCAAUGCAAAACGCACCACUAUACCGCGUAUCGUAUUAUGCAAUGAAAAGGCCUUCGCUCUCCAGCGAUGAAUGUGUUAAAUCGGUAAAUCAAUAGCUAGCUAAUGCAGAGUAUCGAAGAGAGAGAGAGAGAGAGAAGGAGAGAAAAGCGGGAUGAAAUCGAUGAAACUUUAAUGCUGCUUAUAACAUCCGAAUGGCAUUAGUGAAGGAACCACUCGAGAAUGAUUGCCCUGGUCCUCCUCCCUCCCCUCCCACCUUGGCCAAUUCCCAGUUGUAUCCUUCUGUACCUAUUACCACCAACCCACCAAAAACUCCACAUCCCUGCUCCCUCCGGACACGAAGGUACCGAAGAUUGUUUUGUUCGUGAGGAAUGAAUAUGCUAAAACAUUGCAAAAACAGAAAAAUAAAUGUAUUUCCAAAACUGA
This is a messenger RNA of Anopheles darlingi, 7702 nucleotides long. RefSeq lists its product as uncharacterized. The coding region runs from base 1063 to 4368 and encodes 1101 amino acids. The transcript has 2 exons. The record is from RefSeq and is a predicted model, not a curated record. NCBI's taxonomy places the organism in Eukaryota, Metazoa, Arthropoda, Insecta, Diptera, Culicidae.